Leptomonas pyrrhocoris is the source of this 338-nucleotide messenger RNA. RefSeq lists its product as hypothetical. Lineage: Eukaryota; Euglenozoa; Kinetoplastea; Trypanosomatida; Trypanosomatidae. The record is from RefSeq and is a predicted model, not a curated record. The coding region runs from base 45 to 338 and encodes 97 amino acids. The transcript has a single exon.
AGGUGUUUUCGUCUUUUUUUUUUAAUAAACAUCUCCAACUCUCAAUGGCGCAGAAGUCACUACGCAGCAAGUCGAAGCAGAAGAGCGCCGGCGCUCUUCGUAAAUACGUGGGCGAGGCCAAGAAAAAGUCCACCUUCACAAAAACGAAGAACACCGCCGAGCACAAAGCCCGCGCAAACUACAUUAGCUCCGUUGAGGCGGCGAUGGCGUCCCGCGUGCCGUCCGAUCAGCGCUCGAAACUCUCUAUUGUGAAGUCUAGCGGAACGGGAGAGAAGAAGAAGCACAUGAAGAAGCCGCUGACGCGCGGCCGCAAGCGCAAGGCAGGCAAGCAAGGUUGA